AAGCCUGAUUUUCUGUUUCUUUCUUCUUUACUUGUCAUUUUUCAUUUGAAAAAUCAAGAAAAACAAAAUCGGCCCAAUAUAUUUUUUUCAAAGAAGAAUACUACCAAAUUGUGUGGUAAAGAUGGGGCUCGCGAGCUCCAGAGUCAAACAAGCCGACAUCCUAAUGCUUGGACUUGAUUCGUCGGGGAAAUCAACGCUUUUGUACAUGAUGAAGUUCAACGACAUCUUCCUGACGUUUCCGACAGUUGGUUUCAACGUAGAGAUGAUAGAAACGGGAGAAAAUGUUACCUUAACAGUUUGGGAUGUUGGAGGACAGCACAGAAUGAGGACUGCUUGGGACAACUACUUGGAAAAUGCAGAUGGUCUGGUCUAUGUUGUGGACAGCGCUGACAGGCAACGCUUGGAUGAGUCGAAGAGAGAGCUGGAGCUUAUCUUGAAGAAUGAAAGGGUAAAGAACGUGCCUGUGAUUGUCCUAGCAAACAAACAGGAUCUCCCUGGAGCUUUAGAUGCUGAGGAAAUCACUAGGAGAUUCAACAUGAAGAAGCACUGUCAUGACCGAAAUUGGUACGUACAGCCUUGCUGUGGUCUUACAGGGGAUGGCCUGUCUGAAGCUCUCAGGAAACUAACAUUGUUUGCAAAAUCCCACGUGAAAUCUAAACAAGAAGCUUUUAAGAUUUUCAAACCAGAUUAAUUUAUUUCUCUCUAACCAAGGUACAUUAAGUAGGGGUACACAGUCAACAUUUACCUGAACUUCUGACUUUUCAGGAUUUGUUAUGAGAUAGAAUGUACUUAUAACAGGCCAGGUAUGUUUUACUCCUUUGUACUGCUUUUCAUAAAUAUUAUUUUGCUGUAUUUGAAGAAUACAAUAGAA
Sphaerodactylus townsendi is the source of this 871-nucleotide messenger RNA. RefSeq names its product ADP ribosylation factor like GTPase 14 (gene ARL14). The coding region runs from base 122 to 691 and encodes 189 amino acids. NCBI's taxonomy places the organism in Eukaryota, Metazoa, Chordata, Lepidosauria, Squamata, Sphaerodactylidae. Gene Ontology annotation, biological process: vesicle-mediated transport; intracellular protein transport. Gene Ontology annotation, cellular component: cytoplasm. Gene Ontology annotation, molecular function: GTPase activity; GTP binding. The transcript has a single exon. The record is from RefSeq and is a predicted model, not a curated record.